This is a messenger RNA of Dunckerocampus dactyliophorus (ringed pipefish), 1737 nucleotides long. It is a transcript of the gene urod, whose product is annotated as uroporphyrinogen decarboxylase. Gene Ontology annotation, molecular function: uroporphyrinogen decarboxylase activity. Gene Ontology annotation, biological process: heme biosynthetic process. Gene Ontology annotation, cellular component: cytosol. The record is from RefSeq and is a predicted model, not a curated record. Bases 220 to 1326 code for a protein of 368 amino acids. NCBI's taxonomy places the organism in Eukaryota, Metazoa, Chordata, Actinopteri, Syngnathiformes, Syngnathidae. The transcript is spliced from 10 exons.
CUAAAGACAACACAUUAGAACACAGAAACCGCCGUUCGUAAGGGCUGUUUUAUUUUGAAGCCAUUAUGGGUUCCGGUAUGGUCACGUGGGUCCAAGAUGGCCGCGCCCUGUGAGUGACAGUUAGUAAGACCUGAGGUACUUUAAAUGUUGGCUGAGGAGCGUCACGUCUGAUCUGACAACUUCUAAAGGAAAGCCUGUCUGCUCCUCAACUCUGGCAACAUGAGCAAGGGCGAAUUAAUUAUCCCGAAAGAUUUCCCCCAACUCCAGAAUGACACAUUCCUAAAAGCGGCGCGAGGUGAACAAACCCGGCACGUCCCUGUGUGGUGUAUGAGGCAGGCUGGCAGAUACCUACCCGAGUUUCGUGAGUUCAGGGCGGGGAAGGACUUUUUUGAAACGUGCCGCUCGCCGGAAGCCUGUUGCGAGCUGACAUUGCAGCCUCUGAGGCGUUUCCCAUUUGACGCUGCCAUCAUCUUCUCAGACAUCCUUGUUGUGCCGCAGGCGAUGGGCAUGGACGUCCAGAUGGUGCCAGGCAAGGGUCCCACAUUCCCCGAGCCCCUGAAGGAGCCGGAAGACCUCCAGCGUCUGUGUGCGAAAGUGGACGUGGACAAGACGCUGGGCUACGUUUUCCAAGCCAUCACGCUCACCAGGCACAAGAUCGAGGGCAAAGUGCCGCUCAUCGGAUUCACGGGAGCGCCGUGGACGCUCAUGUCCUACAUGAUUGAGGGUGGAGGCUCCAGCACCCACUCCAAGGCCAAGCGCUGGCUGUACAAACACCCCGAGGCUAGCCACAUGCUGCUGAGGAUGCUGACUGACGUCAUCGUGGAGUAUCUGCUGGGCCAGGUGGCGGCCGGAGCCCAGGCUCUGCAGGUGUUCGAGUCCCACGCCGGCAUCCUGGGGCCGCUGGAGUUUCAGGAGUUCUCUCUACCGUACCUUAAUGACAUCGCUCGCCGCGUUAAAGAUAAACUCAAAGAGGCGCGACAGGACGUUCCCAUGAUCGUUUUUGCAAAGGAUGCUCAUUACGCUCUCGAAGCUUUGUCUCAGUGUCAUUACGAAGUGGUCGGGCUCGACUGGACCAUUGAUCCCCGCUCAGCACGUGAGAGGACAGGAGGGAAGGUUAGCCUUCAGGGAAACAUGGAUCCAUGUGCACUCUACGCUCCUAAGGAACGUAUCUCAGACAUCGUGAAAAACAUGUUGGAGGGUUUUGGCACCAGAGGCUACAUCGCCAACCUGGGCCACGGUCUGUACCCCGACAUGGACCCAGAGCACGUGGGCGCCUUCGUGGAGGCUGUGCACCAACACUCGAAACAGAUGAUCACACAAACAUAGAGCUGCAAAAUGAUGAAAAAUGUCAAAUGCCGGAUCAUUUUUAUUUUACUUGAAAGUCAAUAAACAGGAAAAAAAACCUUUUAGACAAUGUUAGCCUUAUGAUUGUGCCUAUCUGUACUAUAAAAACAAGGUCCGUUGUUAGUAUUUGGCUUUUUUUCCUGGUCUAAUCUAUCUUUCCAAAGAGCAAUCUCUUGCUUUGUGACACAAAAACAUUCUUCUUUACGGAACAUGCGCAUGAAUGCACCUUUGGUUCUCGCAGUGUAGCUUUUGAGUGCUGUUUUCCUAAAACAAGAUUUUCUAUUAAUCUGAAAUGUCUUGAUCUGGUGGAAGUGGAUUAUGUGUGUGGAUUGAAUGGGAUGACCUCAUUCCUGCUACGUUUACAUUAAAAUACAUGACAUCUGCAUUAAGGCU